Rhizoctonia solani is the source of this 426-nucleotide messenger RNA. Its product is annotated as Sterol 3-beta-glucosyltransferase. NCBI's taxonomy places the organism in Eukaryota, Fungi, Basidiomycota, Agaricomycetes, Cantharellales, Ceratobasidiaceae. The transcript is spliced from 2 exons. The record is from RefSeq and is a predicted model, not a curated record. Bases 1 to 426 code for a protein of 141 amino acids.
AUGAUUCUCAUCGACAACAAAACCGAUUCGACUGAAAUCCAACCUCAAACAGAAUCACUAUCACAGUCCGAUUCCUAUGCCGAUGGAUCUGAACCAGCUGCUUCCUCAGUGAUACUAGAUAUUCCCGCCUCCGAUAGUCACGAAUAUCUGCCAGAAGCUGCUAUGCGACCGCCACCAAAUUAUUCUCCAACUGCCGUAAGUCCUGGGGGGAGCGCAAGAAUGUUUGUUACCAAUGGAAGACCAGGUUCGGUUAUAGACUUGAUAGAUUCUUCUGCCUCUGGUAUUUCUUAUCCAACAGAAAAAGCCCGUCUUCCCGAGUAUAGUGAGACUGUUGUGACGGAAGCUACGAUUCGAAGCGAUGGGCGCAUUCAAGCUUCGUUUGCAUCGUCUCAAGGGUUCCCAGAGGGAUAUGCACCUCCAAUAUGA